AUGGAUACAGAAACCAACAAACAGAAGUGUCAAUCUGAUGAAGCUCCCACAAGAUAUGGAUUUGAUUCCCUACCUCAAGAACUUGUCGUUGACAUAGCUUCUAGGCUUCCCAUAACAUCUCUAGUCCAAUUCAAGUUUGUUCGCAAAUCAUUUUAUAGAUUGUCUCAUGAUCCAGAGCUUGUGAAUUUGCACCUGUCUCGUGCAGUGAAGAACGAUCCUUGCAUUAUUUUUCUAGCGGGUGAUCCUUGCUUUGUUGAACUUUCUGAUCUUGGUAGGGAAAAAGAAGUUUCUGUCAGCAUGCUCAAAGAGUGCUUUCCAGAAGAUGGAGUAGUGUCCUUUUACAGGCAAGUACAAGCACCUGCCUAUAUCAAUAGAAUGUUUGCAGGGAACAUCAUCGCGUUUGAAUUUGGUUUUAGUCCUGUUACCAAAGAGUACAAGGUGAUCAAGAUCACAUAUGAGUAUGGCCCUCGCUCUUAUUUUGGGACUUCAGAAGUUCAAGUAUUUAGUCUUAGUGGCAACAGUUGGAGAAGUAUUGGGGAAGCUGCUUACCAGAUUGACUCACAAGGAAUUAUGUUAAACGGGAAGAUGCAUUGGUUGACUCGGUUUGGAAUGUAUAAUGGAUGUCAUGAUAGGCUUAUUGUUUCCUUUGAUUUAGCUGAUGAGGUAUUUGCUGAAGUUCCAAAGGUUGAUUUUAAUGCUGACCCGAGAACUGAUAGCUUCCAUCUAGCAGUUCUUGGAGGUUCUCUUGCUGUUGCUAUAACUUUGCCUCACCAAAAAGGGUGUGGAAUAGAAAUUUGGGUAAUGAAAGAAUACAAUGUGAAAGAUUCUUGGGUAAAGGAGUACAUAAUUGGGGCUUAUACACCAACUCCAAUUUCUGUCAUGGAACAUGUGAAAGUUUUAUGCCUGUUGAAGAAUGGAGACCUCUUGGUGGAUUAUAGAUGUGGCAAUUUGGUUGCAUAUGAUCCACAAAAUGCUGUCUUUAGGCCUCUAAAAUAUCAAGGAAUGCCAAAUUGGUUUCAGAGGGAGGCUAAUUGGUGUCAAACAAUUGUUCAUGUUGGUGGCCUUAAUUGGAUUGGUAUACCACCAGCACAUCUUUGA
Messenger RNA from Nicotiana attenuata, 1098 nucleotides. Its product is annotated as F-box protein At3g07870-like. Gene Ontology annotation, molecular function: protein binding. The record is from RefSeq and is a predicted model, not a curated record. NCBI's taxonomy places the organism in Eukaryota, Viridiplantae, Streptophyta, Magnoliopsida, Solanales, Solanaceae. Bases 1 to 1098 code for a protein of 365 amino acids. The transcript has 2 exons.